Molecule: messenger RNA, 2244 nt
Organism: Linderina pennispora
Lineage: Eukaryota; Fungi; Kickxellomycota; Kickxellomycetes; Kickxellales; Kickxellaceae
Exons: 4
Coding region: 34-2190 (718 amino acids)
Biological process (GO): pericentric heterochromatin formation; DNA methylation-dependent constitutive heterochromatin formation; negative regulation of gene expression via chromosomal CpG island methylation
Cellular component (GO): nucleus; pericentric heterochromatin
Molecular function (GO): chromatin binding; ATP binding; ATP-dependent chromatin remodeler activity
Source: RefSeq, a predicted model, not a curated record
CUAUCUCCUACGCUGCUUGAAGAAACAAAAGCCAUGACUAUGCCGGAAGCCGCCGCUGCAGACCCUGUUGAGUCGCCGCUGCCAGUGACUGCCGAGGAAGGCUCGGCCGACGACCCGAGCAAGAAGGAGAACCUGCGUGAGCUGCGCGAAAAGGCCAUGGCCCAGUACGACUCCAUGGCAGAGGACCCGAAGCGCAUGCAGCGUCUGAACUUUCUGCUGGAAAAGUCCACAGCCUACGUUAGCUUUGUCGCGGCCAAGCUUGACAGCAACCGGCAGGAAAAAAAGAAGCCGAAGCGCAAAGCCGCCGCGCAACCGCGGCAGACCAAGGCAAAGAAAAAGAAGCGCGGCAAGCAGCUGGAGAUCAACGAGGACGAUGGUGUCCUGGAAGAUGAGGAUGAGGAGCGGGUUAUUAACGGUGAGGUCGUGUCGGACCGCCAGCCGAAGCUGAUCACCGGCGGCGUGAUGCGCGAGUACCAGCUGGAGGGCAUGGAGUGGAUGGCGUCGCUGUAUGAGAACGGGCUGAACGGGAUCCUGGCCGACGAGAUGGGGCUGGGCAAGACGCUGCAGACCAUAGCUUUCCUGAGCUACCUGCGCGAGCGCCGCGUGUACGGCCCGUUCCUGGUGCUGUGUCCGCUGUCGACGCUGCGCAACUGGAUCUCAGAAUUCGUGCGGUUCACGCCGUCAACACCCGUACUCAUGUACCAUGGCACGCCGGACGAGCGCCGCAAGCUGCGCAAGGAUAAGCUGCAUAAGCUGGACACAUCAUUCCCGGUGGUGGUGACCACGUACGAAAUGGCCAUGCGCGACCGCCUGGCGCUGCAGCGGUUCGCGUGGAAAUACAUAAUCAUCGACGAGGGCCACCGGAUCAAAAACAUGAACUGCAAGCUAAUCAGGGACCUGAAGAUGUACCAGAGCGCAAACCGCCUCUUGCUGACCGGCACGCCGCUGCAGAACUCGCUGGCGGAGCUCUGGGCGCUGCUGAACUUUCUGCUGCCCGAGAUCUUCGACGACCUCGAUAGCUUCCAGGCCUGGUUCGAUUUCAACGACAUCAAUGAGCGCGAGGGCCGCGACCGCAUUAUCUCCGAGGAGACACAGAACAACGUUGUGUCCAAGCUGCAUCACAUCCUGCAGCCAUUCUUGCUCAGGCGCCUGAAGGCUGAUGUCGAAAAGUUCUUGCCGCCCAAGCGCGAGUAUCUGAUUGCCUGUCCAAUGGCGCCCGUGCAGUACGAAUACUACCAGGCAGUGCGCGGCCCGAAUCUGCGCGAGUUCCUGCAGAACCGCCUGGCCAGCGAGUCCGAGGCAACCACACCGACCGAGUCAGUGCAGCUGCGGGCGCGGACCAUGAUCAAGCAGAUGAAUCUGCAGUUCCGGCUAAUGCAGCUGCGCAAGGUGUGCCAGCACCCGUAUCUGUUCGACUUCCCCCUGAUCAACCCAUCCGACCCAGAAUCCGAGUUCCUAAUCGACGAGCAGCUGGUGCGCUCUUCUGGCAAGCUGCUCGUCCUGGACCGACUGCUGCCGGAGCUGUUCAAGAACGGCCACCGCGUCCUGAUCUUCUCGCAGUUUGCACGCGUCCUGGACAUCCUUGAGUUCUAUGCUGGCCUGCGCAACUGGCGGUUCUGCCGCAUUGACGGUGCAGUGCAGCAGGGCGACCGGGAACAGCAGAUUGCAGAGUUCAACACCAACGCUGAUAUUCCGCUGUUUUUUCUGACCACGCGCUCCGGCGGUCUGGGCAUCAACCUGACCUCAGCCGACACUGUGGUGAUUUUUGACUCGGACUGGAACCCGCAGCAGGACCUGCAGGCGCAGGACCGCGUGCACCGCAUUGGCCAGACCAAGCCUGUGCUCAUCUACCGUCUGGUGGUGGCUGGCAGCUGCGAGACCGCAAUUCUGACGCGCGCCAACUCGAAGCGCAAGCUGGAGAAGCUGGACAAGGAUGAUCUGUCGGCCCAGGAUAUUGCACAGAUUCUGAUGGCCGAUGAUUCGGAGCUUGUGGAGAAGGACCAGAGGGAGCUGAAGGGUAUUUUGGAACGGCUGGGUCCUGAUGAUGCACUUCGGGCGCUGACCGAUCGCUGCCCCAUGGCGUAUGAGCGCAGCACGCGUGUUCCGGGCAAGCUGGCAUCGAGGAUUGAGCAGCUCACAGCGACCCGUGAUGAGACUAACGAUGUGCUUGCCAAGAUGGAGAAGCUGUAGUGUGUGUUUUGACCUUGACUGAGCCAGAAUCAAAUGUAUCUCGAUAUAUAACGU